This is a messenger RNA of Oreochromis niloticus (Nile tilapia), 791 nucleotides long. RefSeq names its product cytidine deaminase b (gene cdab). The record is from RefSeq and is a predicted model, not a curated record. Gene Ontology annotation, cellular component: cytosol. Lineage: Eukaryota; Metazoa; Chordata; Actinopteri; Cichliformes; Cichlidae. The transcript is spliced from 4 exons. The coding region runs from base 89 to 586 and encodes 165 amino acids. Gene Ontology annotation, molecular function: cytidine deaminase activity; zinc ion binding.
UCCCUGUGUCCCAUUCAUAUUUAAAGCUGAGCUACAACAGGAUCACUCACCAACUUUGAAAGACAUCUUAGAAAACACAACUGUAAUCAUGGCAGCAACCCAGUCCAACAGUGAGGUGAUGCAUAUUGAGGAUCGUGACUUUAAACAUGUUUCCAAAGAGACAGUUGCAAAACUGAUUCAGCUCUCCCACGAGGCGAAGAAGCAAACCUACUGUCCUUACAGCAAAUUCAGAGUGGGGGCUGCGCUGCUCACCCUUGACAACAGUCUGCUUACAGGUUGUAAUGUGGAGAAUGCGAGUUACAAUCUGGGAAUGUGUGCUGAGAGGAACGUUAUCGCGAAGGCAGUGUCAGAAGGGCACCGAGGUUUCAAGGCCAUUGCAAUUGCCAGUGACGAGAGUGACCAGUUCAUUUCCCCAUGUGGAGGCUGCAGGCAGUUCAUGAGAGAGUUUGGAUCAAACUGGGAUGUAUACUUGACAAAGCCCGAUGGCUCGUAUAUGAAGAUGACUGUGGAAGAGCUUCUGCCGGUCUCCUUUGGCCCCGAAGACCUGACCAAGAAGAAAGUGUCUUACAUUCCUAAUAACAACUGAGCCAGUCUUCUAGUAGGAAAAACACGCGAGUGUCCGUGACACGCAGCGUACUUCAAGCACAUGCUGAUCAUGCAUUAAUGUAAUGUAGCAGAAGUUAUAUUUAUGGUCAAUAUUUGUUCUUGUAUUAUUUGUCAAAAUGUAAACAAUGUCAAAUAUUUAAGCGUACUACUAAAUACCAAGUGACACUAAAAAUAUGUUGUGGAAA